ACGGAUUGUUGAACCUUUGCCAUUAUGGUCAAGCCACUGACUUUCAAAGGGGAUAAGCCCAAAAAGAGAAAGCGGACAAUAGCAGCCGAUGACUCCGCUCAGGGACCAUCCAAGGAGCUGGUCACCGAAUCUUCUUCGGCUGUCGCUGCUGACGAUGACGAUAGCUGGGUAACAGCUGAAGCUCCAGGCGACAUUGCCGGCCCAGUCAUCUUCACAUUGCCGACGUCGCCGGCGACAUGUCUAGCUUGCGAUGCUAACGGCAAGGUGUUCGCAAGCGUAUUGGAAAACAUUAUUGACGGCAAUCCCGCUACCGCAGAGCCUCAUGACGUUCGACAAGUAUGGCGAGCCAACGCCGUUGCAGGGUCAGGGACGUGGACAUUUAAAGGUCAUCACGGCAAAUAUCUCGGCUGCGAUAAGUUUGGGGUUUUCUCUGCGACAAAGGAAGCAGUGUCUCCGGAAGAAGCGUUCAAUUGCAUACCCGUACCAGAUGCGGCUGGGAUGAUGAGCCUACAAACUCAGCGUGACACUUUCCUCACGGUGAACGAGGAGGGCAAAUCGGGGCCUGAAAUCCGCGGGGAUGGCGAGACGAUUAAUUUCAGCUCCACGCUACGGAUCAGAAUGCAGGCCAGAUUCAAGCCUCGACUUAAAGCGAACAAGGAAGAGAAAGCAAAGGAGAAGAUUAGCCGAAAAGAGCUCGAGGAGGCUGUUGGUCGGCGUCUCAACGAGGAUGAUGUCAGGCGACUAAAGCGGGCAAGACGAGAAGGCGACUAUCACGAGGCUAUCUUGGACGUGCGCGCAAAAGGCAAGCACGAUAAAUUUGCAUAAUUCUACAACUUUCAACAUUAAUGUCGAUAUCAUUAUGCCAUCCUUUUUUUAGCUGUAAGAGCGCGCUAAGAUGCACCCUUAUUUAACGCCAUGCGUGCAUACUUGGCUUUAUGAUAUCAUUCAAUAUCAAAAUGAAAAACAAAAUCAGCCUGAUU
Messenger RNA from Xylona heveae TC161, 980 nucleotides. Its product is annotated as actin-crosslinking protein. The record is from RefSeq and is a predicted model, not a curated record. Lineage: Eukaryota; Fungi; Ascomycota; Xylonomycetes; Xylonales; Xylonaceae. Bases 25 to 825 code for a protein of 266 amino acids. The transcript is spliced from 2 exons. Gene Ontology annotation, cellular component: striated muscle dense body; catalytic step 2 spliceosome; nucleolus. Gene Ontology annotation, molecular function: actin filament binding.